AUGGACAUGGCAGACUACAGCGAGGCCCUGGACCCAGCGUACACCACGCUGGAGUUUGAAAACAUGCAUGUGCUGGCCAUGGGCGCAGAUUCCUCGCCAGCUGAGAGCACCAACAUGAGCACCACUGGCCACCUGACGGCGGGCAGCCUGUGCGCCAUCUGCGGGGACAGAGCCACGGGCAAGCACUACGGCGCAUCCAGCUGCGACGGCUGCAAGGGCUUCUUUCGGCGCAGCGUUCGCAAAAACCACAUGUACUCGUGCAGGUUCAACAGACAAUGUAUUGUGGACAAAGACAAGAGAAAUCAGUGCAGAUAUUGCAGACUGAAGAAAUGCUUCAGGGCUGGCAUGAAGAAAGAAGCCGUGCAGAACGAAAGAGACCGAAUCAGCACCAGAAGAUCCAGCUACGAAGACAGCAGUUUACCAUCCAUCAAUGCACUGAUCCAAGCAGACGUGCUGUCAAGACAGAUUAGCUCCCCUGCGCCCAUCCUGAACGGCGACAUCCGCACCAAAAAGAUCGCCACCAUCACGGACGUGUGCGAGUCCAUGAAACAGCAGCUGCUCGUUCUGGUGGAGUGGGCCAAGUACAUCCCGGCCUUCUGUGACCUGCCCCUGGAUGACCAGGUGGCGUUGCUUCGAGCUCAUGCUGGAGAACAUCUGUUGCUCGGUGCUGCAAAGAGGUCCAUGCUCUACAAAGAUAUUAUCUUAUUAGGAAAUGAUCACAUCAUUCCCAGGAACUGCCCAGAGUUGGAGGUGGGCCGGGUUGCUGUAAGGAUCCUGGAUGAACUGGUGCUUCCCUUCCAGGAGCUUCAAAUAGACGAUAACGAAUACGCCUGCUUGAAGGCCAUUGUUUUCUUUGAUCCAGAUGCAAAAGGUCUGAGUGACCCCGGAAAGAUCAAACGGAUGCGAUACCAAGUCCAGGUCAGCCUGGAGGACUACAUCAACGACCGGCAAUACGACUGUCGGGGACGUUUUGGGGAACUGCUACUCCUGCUGCCUACCCUGCAGAGCAUCACCUGGCAAAUGAUUGAACAAAUCCAGUUCGUCAAACUUUUCGGCAUGGCCAAGAUUGACAAUCUUCUACAGGAGAUGCUUCUCGGAGGCUCGGCCAAUGAAGCGCCACAUGCACCUCAUUCUCUCCACCCUCACCUGGUUCAAGAGCACCUCAGCAGUAACGUCAUCGUGGCCGGCAACAUGCCGACACCCAUCCAUAACGGACAAAUCUCCACUCCGGAAACCCCAAUACCGUCUCCGCCUACAGCGUCCAGCUCAGAACAUUACAAAAUAGCUCAAGGGGUCAUAGCAACUGUCCCCAAGCAGCCGACCUCCAUCCCUCAGCCGACCAUUACCAAGCAAGAGGCCAUCUAAUGACUCUUUACUUGAACGGUUGAUACUUUUUUUUGGUGUUUGUGUACUUUUCCAAAUAAACAGCUUUGAAGCUGCCCAGUUGAGAGAAACAUAAAGUAACUAAAGUGCCUUGAAAGUAAUUACACGGUUGUAUUUUGAGUCUACUUCAACUGCGGUUAAAUAUCAGGAAAAAAAAAAAGAAGAGUUUUAUGUAUGAUUGUUUUUGGUUUUUUUGUGUAAAUACAAUGUUUCUGGCUUUCUUUUUUUGGGCAUGUCCUCAGUGUGUGCCGAAAAAGCUCAUGGUCGACAUGGCGUCGGGACCAUGUCAGUAUUUUAUGAAUGUUACAGGGCUUUGCAUUCUCUUUUGUGUUUUAUUUGUGUUUUUAUAUUUUGAGUUCUUCUGUGAUAAAGAAAAAAAAAUGCUGUCAAGUCACAAAUGUAUUUUAUCCAAACUAAAGGAAAAAAAAUAUGUAAGAGAUUGCUUAUUUCGCUGCCCAGACAAAACUACAGACAUCUGUUUGAUUGACUAGAAAGACAUAAAGCAUUCAAAACUACUUUCACAGGUACACUGUACAAGUUCUCCAGUUUUAUUUUAGCUGCGUAUACUUUGUGUUAAAUACUUUUAUGUCAUGUUUGAACCGAUAAUAAAGUCAAGUGUGCCUUGUACCCUGUACUGCCUUAAAAGCGAGCAAAUGUGUUGCCGUACAAUGUGAAGAUGAACUAAUAAAUCAAGGUCUAUUUUUACAUUG
This is a messenger RNA of Syngnathus acus (greater pipefish), 2093 nucleotides long. It is a transcript of the gene hnf4a, whose product is annotated as hepatocyte nuclear factor 4, alpha. Gene Ontology annotation, molecular function: nuclear receptor activity; RNA polymerase II cis-regulatory region sequence-specific DNA binding; zinc ion binding. Gene Ontology annotation, biological process: cell differentiation; positive regulation of transcription by RNA polymerase II; anatomical structure development. Bases 1 to 1365 code for a protein of 454 amino acids. The transcript has 10 exons. NCBI's taxonomy places the organism in Eukaryota, Metazoa, Chordata, Actinopteri, Syngnathiformes, Syngnathidae. The record is from RefSeq and is a predicted model, not a curated record.